Molecule: messenger RNA, 1362 nt
Organism: Blastomyces gilchristii SLH14081
Lineage: Eukaryota; Fungi; Ascomycota; Eurotiomycetes; Onygenales; Ajellomycetaceae
Exons: 3
Coding region: 1-1362 (453 amino acids)
Source: RefSeq, a predicted model, not a curated record
AUGGAAGUCCACCAGAAGAUGCAAAUUGCCUACGAUAUGGCCUCCCAUCAUGCCUUGGGUGGCGGUUCUUACGUCUUCAAAAGCGACUAUCCCGGUUAUCUGAGGUCAUUACUUCCUCACCCCGAAGCUCACACUGAAAUCAACAUCAUUAUUCCACCCAACUCUUCGCCGCAUGUCGGAACAUUAUGUAGCCUAGGGCUGGCGUUUGUUGUGGCUAUGGGUAUGAGAGAUAUCGGAACUGAAGUUAUGGUUGUGUGCGACCUAUGGGACAGAGCAAAGGGAGAUCAAAUGGUCAUUAGUAAUAUCACCUACCAGCGAAGUCUCCGGGACACUGGGAAGUUUCAGGAGUACCUUCCGGACUACAAGGAGCUCCUUGCAACACUUUCUGAGAGAUACGGAAUUGCAUAUCGGAUCCGCCUAGAGGAAGAGUUUUUGAAGAGCGACGGUGUCUGCGGCGUCAUCAAGAACAUUAUAAAGGAUCGUGAAUACCUCGGCCAAUUUUUAGCACCAGCUACAGGGAGUCUCGCCUCCGCGCUGCAUGUCCUGAAUGCGGCCUCGUCGAUAAAUACGCAUGGCCGAUUCGCGUACAGCGUGGAAACCGACGCCCACAAAUUCCAGUUCAACUGCCAGCUUUUCAACCUUGUCAUCGGUCUCUACCACGAGCGCGCGUCGUACAACUACAUCGAGAUCUGUGGUAGCGACUAUGCUGGCUUCUGGCAGGAGCAGCUGCUCUGGCGCUUUCUGGUCAAGCCCAUCUUGAUCGUCUACACCCCGCUCAUAUCAGACUGGUCGGGCUCGAAAGUGUCAAAAUCCCUAUAUCUGCAGCAGUCGGCAUAUGACUACCUAAAAAAGGCUGGACAGGAGUACUUGCUCAACUAUCGGGUCUUUACACAGGAGAGAAAAGAUCUUUUAGUUCUUUGGCGAGAGAUUGAGCGCUGGGUCAAUGAACCGUACAGGCUCUUCAGAGGUUACAGCCUGCAUUACCUUCACCUUCUCUUUGAGAAGACGGAAUUGUCGCUUGGAAUUAUCCACGAGCCGUCUCUUGAGCCAGAGACAGAGUACAACUCGGGUUCGAUCCGACAGGUUAUCACUACCGACGGCGCACGCUACAUCAGGAUAAAGCUAGAUGGCAGGGAGGAGCGUCUGAUAAUUGACGAGGUAGUCAGGCGCGCGGCCUGCGUUUCUAGACGAGGGACGAUAUGCUGGAAGACGCAUUGCGACGGAGAUGAAUCCCGAACACCCCUUGUGGUUAAAGAGUCAUGGCAGCACCCGGAACGCGACAAGGAGGGGGAGUUACUGCGCGAAGCCACGGAGAAGGGGGUGGUCAAUAUUGCGCGCUACUACUAUCAUGAGACGGUUUAG